This is a messenger RNA of Aspergillus steynii IBT 23096, 840 nucleotides long. RefSeq names its product mitochondrial 54S ribosomal protein bL31m. Lineage: Eukaryota; Fungi; Ascomycota; Eurotiomycetes; Eurotiales; Aspergillaceae. Bases 122 to 607 code for a protein of 161 amino acids. Gene Ontology annotation, molecular function: structural constituent of ribosome. The record is from RefSeq and is a predicted model, not a curated record. Gene Ontology annotation, cellular component: mitochondrial large ribosomal subunit. The transcript has a single exon. Gene Ontology annotation, biological process: mitochondrial translation.
CAUCCGACCAGCAGCUGUCCUGCCAUUGCCAAUUCCUCUCCUUCUUGCCCAGCCUCGCUUCUACAUCUGUCCUCCCCUCGCGAGAAGCGGCUCUCCCGCCAAAGAAACAGAAACAUACAAAAUGUCCCUCGCAUCCUCCCUCCUCCGCACUGGAGGCACCACCGCCCGAUUGACCAACAGCACGCCCUCCACCACCUUCAUCUGCUCGCAAUGCCGACACGCGACGCUGCUGCGCCGACCUAAGAACCCCUACACAUUCACGCAGCUGAUCACGCUAUCAGACGGCAGCACGUUCACGCACCGCACCACCUCCCCGGCCCCCGUGUACCGAUCCACCCGCGACACGCGCAACUCGCUGCUCUGGAACCCGUCGUCCAGCAAGCUGAUGAACGUCGAGGACGACGAGGCCGGGCGGUUGGCCGCUUUCCGAGCCCGGUUCGGUCGCAGCUGGGACGCAAACACCCCCGUCGAGGGCGAGGAGUUGAGCAAAGAGGAGGCCGCGGCGGAGGCGGCCGCGGCGCAGGAAGAGGAGGAUAAUCUGUUGGAUUUGAUCAGUUCGUUCGGGCAAGCUCCUGAGGAGCAGGGGGGAAAGAAGAAGAAGGAUUAGAUGGUGUUGAUUGAGUAGGAUUUGCAUAGGGUUCAGAUGAGGGAGUAUCCAUUGUUAUGCAUGGGCCUGGAUUGAUUUCUUGCUGCUCCCGUUGUAUUAUAGGCUGGGGUUUUCUGUUUUUUUCUUUUCGAUUUGUUCUUGUCAAGAUAUGCCCAAUACUACUACUGUACAGAUCUCUGAGAUACCUAUGAAAAUGGGUUCGUCGACAGAAUAUUCAUAUCAGAACAUCACCG